This is a messenger RNA of Phasianus colchicus (ring-necked pheasant), 2307 nucleotides long. RefSeq names its product GPN-loop GTPase 2 (gene GPN2). Gene Ontology annotation, cellular component: cytoplasm. The record is from RefSeq and is a predicted model, not a curated record. NCBI's taxonomy places the organism in Eukaryota, Metazoa, Chordata, Aves, Galliformes, Phasianidae. Gene Ontology annotation, molecular function: GTPase activity.
AGGGGAGAUAUUAAUGGUCCUAUUUGUUCACUGGGAACGAGGUGGGAAUUGCAUUUUUAUGCCAGAGCUUUAAAGCCAAUACUGCUGCCUAGAUCAGCAGAGCUGCUGUGUUAGGUCCACAGCCAGCUCAGCCCAAAAAGCAGAGCACAUAGUUCACAGCUCCUUGAGACCUAGGGCAGGACAAGUACAGACAGGGCCAGCUGUGGCAAUGUAACUGUCCUGCAGAAAGUUUGCUGUUGGCUCACAGCUUUGUCUUGCUUGGGCGUGACGAUCCCACAGUCCCAGCAGAAACUCACUGGGAUGAAAGACACGUCCUGGCAGCCUUCGGGAAGGCGUCUCCCUGUGGUCAGGUAUAGCAGCUGCUUCCUUCCAUGCUUCUCUGUGACAAAGCCUGGGUUGCAGAGAGCCCUGGGCUGAGAGCUUUCAUCCGUGUGACCUGGCGUUGUGGUGUUACGUGUGAAUUAAGUCUCCUCCGUGUCAGUGGGCUCCAGCCUUUUCCUGCUGCUUACUCAGCACUUCUCAUUAGGUGUGGCAGAGACAACGUAGAGAGUCAUUUCUCUGUUUUUGAAAGCGGAGGUGCGGGGGGUUGGGUCUGUGCCUGGAGGAAACGGGUGGAGCGGGGAAUCGAACCCGCGAACCGACGGCACCCUUCGGUCCGCUGCGCCCUCCGACCGCUAGGGAGCGCUGUGCGGGCCGCUGCCGUUCCGGGGCCGGAACGCGGUGAGCGGGGCCCUGCGGGCACCCGGACCCAGAGCUGCGACACCGGUGGUGGCGGAGGAGGAAAUGAGCCGCCAUGUCUGAGAGCAGCAAGGGGAGCCCGCUGGCCUUUGGCCAGGUUGUGAUCGGGCCUCCAGGCUCCGGCAAGACGACCUACUGCCAUGGCAUGCAGGAGUUCAUGGGCAGGAUUGGGCGCACGGUGGCUGUGGUGAACCUGGACCCAGCCAACGAGGGGAUGCCCUAUUCCUGUGCUGUGGACAUCUCUGAGCUCAUCACCCUGUCUGACGUGAUGGAGAACUUGAAGCUGGGGCCCAACGGGGGGCUCAUCUACUGCAUGGAGUAUCUGGAGGCCAAUUUUGACUGGCUGCAGGAGAAGCUGGCUGCCUUCAGAGGUCACUACUACCUGUUUGACUGCCCGGGCCAGGUGGAGCUCUACACCCACCACGACGCCCUGAAGAACGUCUUUGCACAGUUGGCCAAGUGGAAUUUCAGGCUGGCUGCAGUACAUCUGGUGGAUUCUCACUACUGCACAGACCCUGGCAAGUUCAUCUCCGUGCUCUGCACUUCGCUCUCCACCAUGCUGCAUGUGGAACUGCCCCACGUGAACGUCCUCUCCAAGAUGGACCUGAUAGAGCAGUAUGGCAAGCUGGCUUUCAACCUGGAUUAUUACACGGAGGUCUUGGACCUCUCUUACCUGGUUGACCAUUUAGCUUCUGACCCCUUCUUCAGAAACUACCGCCGCCUCAAUGCAAAGCUGGUGGAGGUGAUUGAGGACUACAGCCUGGUGUCCUUCGUUCCGCUCAACGUCCAGGAUAAGGACAGCAUGCGGCAGGUGAUGCAGGCAGUGGACAAAGCCAACGGCUGUUCCUUUGGGGACCAGGAACACAGGAGCCUGGAAGCUCUGAUGUCAGCAGCAGUGGGAGCAGAUUUCCACUUUACUUCCACGCUUGCAGUGCAGGAGAAGUAUGUGCAAUCUCAGGACAAGACGGUGGAGGAAGAAGUGAUGGAUAUGUAACACACCCAGCUCCGCCGCAGCCGCUCUCUGCUUCGCCAGCUCUCCUUUUGCUGCUGAGAGUUCAAGGGACUCUCCGUGUUGUGUGACUCAGAGCAAGUGAAAGUCUCUCCGGGCAGAGGUCUGACUGCUGCACUCCCUCACUGUGGGAAUUUGACCUCAGCCCCACUGAGCAGCAGUGGAAUGGAGGAGUUCUGGCUGAGGACAAAGCAAGUUGGGUCUUUUUGGAGCAAGAGAGAUCUGGGUGGGGGUUGUGAGAGAAGCAAGGGAGACUGAGCUUUGCCACGUCUCCUCUUCCCAGUGUGCCCAAGGUAGGUCUGGGGAAAGAAAAAUCAGCUUCUCUAGUGAGACAUGAGAUAUCAGUUCUUGGUUUACUUCAUAGGAGGAGGUGUACGUGGCCCUCGUAGUCAGGAUUAUCCAGGCUAGGAAGCCUCCAGUCUGUCUCAGGGAGGACAGAGAGAUGGUUGUUUUUCUUUUUUUUAAAUAAUGAUGGACUCUUUCUUAAUAAAACACUUUGUCUCGCUUUCAUCUUGGGAGUUUGCUGAACCUGAAUAAAUAAAACCAAGUGCUAUAAAGCC